CACCACUGCUGGACAGACGGCCGAGAACGCCCUCGAGGUCUUGCAACGGCAGUGGUUCGCAAGCAAGCACAGAGGGCAAUGCCAUGCGAGAGAACAGCCGAGAGAGUCGACUCAGCACACUCCGUGUCGAUACCCGAGUAGCAGAACCUCUCCAGCCCGGAUCCAGAAGAGUUUCGCCAUCGGGAACCAGUGAAUCGCCAGCUUCAUCGACAUCAAACCACAGUCGACAAGGUUCCGCUGCAUCAUAUACCCCGUUACGCAGCGCCAGAGGAUCGCUCUCGUUGNGCAUACAGGGAACUGCCCAUCAUUCGGUCCUAUCGCGAAGAUCCUCGCUGUCACAAUCCGGCAUCAGUAGAGAGGCAUGGGCACUACCACUUGCAGACACGGACACUCUCAUUCUGGUGCCAGACGCUGUAGCAAACAGAUCACCGCUGUGUACGCAGACAAAUGCAGAGUGCGCCGAGAUGUCGGAGGACCAUACACCGCAGAGACAAGCAGAACCCAGACCAACCUUUCGUCGAACGAGGAAGUGUCGUCGAGAUCGAGAGAUACGUAAUUCGUCCAUCAUGACGGGUGUACUCUGUGUGCUGCUUGUUGUGGCAUUAAGCCUGUACGUGGCAAUGGCGAUACCUAGGGUCAACGAUAUUCCGACCAGCGUUCAUGUUUUUAUCAUCGGAACAUUCGUUGUAGUCGCGGGCUUUAUCCUCCUCUUCUCUGUUCGUUUGCACAAAGCCAUCGGUCGACACAAGAUGGACAAGUCGCAGAGUGCCGGCGCUCGACACGGGCACUCGCGGACCGUUCGCCCUACGGAGACGGAAGAGAGCCUGAUACCAAAUAGCCCGAUUGCGGUGCAGUAUGAAGCCGACGAUGAUGUAGAGAGAGCUUCACAUGAGUCUCCGGUCAACAUUCGGCAUCCACCGCCGGCGUAUGGCAGAUGGAGGGGUAGCUAUCGUAUGGAUCCCGAGCUCUUGCAUUGGAGACGUGUUGGCGAUGCGGAGGAGGGUGAGCAGCGAAGUAGCGUGGACACGGCGCCGCCGAUGUACGCUUCACCACUGAGACCUACUCGGACUCGACGAGAUGAAGCAGUGGGCGCGACUGAGAUGGUCGAGGUCGGUCGGGCAUGC
Messenger RNA from Aureobasidium uvarum, 1124 nucleotides. Lineage: Eukaryota; Fungi; Ascomycota; Dothideomycetes; Dothideales; Saccotheciaceae. The record is from the annotation of a GenBank genome assembly.